AUGCUCCUGAAGAGUGAGUUUCUGUGCGGCCAAUGCUCCAAAUGUGACACGUCGACAUGCCCACCAAAUGAAGCCUACCCCCACAAGACUGCUUGGGACAACACUCUCAUUGCCGGUGCUUUGCAAUCUGAUUAUGUCGCCGCCAAUGACAGGGGAGUUUAUUCUGUCUCAAAUAUUGUCGGUGGCAAGUCCGCCAAAUACAAUGCCUAUUUUGGUUGGCAAUCUUCUUCCGGUUCGGAUUCUGAUUAUCACAGAUUGAGCAACUACAUGGACAAGUGCUCCGGGGGACAAAGUUACCUUACUGUGGACAAGCAUGGGAAAGUGAGCCUGCGGUCAUUGAAAUCGCUAGAAAACAUUGCCGGUGCGGACUGGAAAUCUAUUAACCCACCAAAGAAGUUCAACCACCGGGAAUUUCGAUUUUGGGUUUCCGGUAGUACUGGCAAAUGCCUCACUGUUUUCUACGGGAACAGUGAGAAAUGA
Rhodamnia argentea is the source of this 480-nucleotide messenger RNA. RefSeq lists its product as uncharacterized. Bases 1 to 480 code for a protein of 159 amino acids. The transcript has 2 exons. The record is from RefSeq and is a predicted model, not a curated record. Lineage: Eukaryota; Viridiplantae; Streptophyta; Magnoliopsida; Myrtales; Myrtaceae.